Messenger RNA from Talpa occidentalis (Iberian mole), 1167 nucleotides. RefSeq names its product sialic acid-binding Ig-like lectin 14. Lineage: Eukaryota; Metazoa; Chordata; Mammalia; Eulipotyphla; Talpidae. Bases 1 to 1167 code for a protein of 388 amino acids. Gene Ontology annotation, biological process: cell adhesion. Gene Ontology annotation, cellular component: plasma membrane. The transcript is spliced from 7 exons. The record is from RefSeq and is a predicted model, not a curated record. Gene Ontology annotation, molecular function: sialic acid binding.
AUGGGGCUCCUGCCCUCGGCCCUGCUGCUGCUGCUGCCCCUGCUACGGGGAGAGGGGGGGCCCCCCCAGGAGACCCCGGGGUUCGAGCUUCGAGUGCAGAGCUUCGUGCGGGUGCAGGAGGGGGACUGUGUCUCUGUGUCCUGCUCCUUCUCCUUCCCCCGGAACCCCAGGGGAUUCCCUACACCCCACAUCUACUGGUUCCGGGACGGGGACAGAGAAUACGAUGCUCCUGUGGCAACAAGCGACAGAUGGAGACCAGUGAGGGCGGAGACCAGGGAUCGAUUCCUCCUGCCCGGGGACCCCGGCGCCAACAACUGCUCCCUGAGCAUCAGACCCGCCAGGAGGGCAGACGCGGGCACCUACUACCUGCAGGUGGAGACAGGACAUGACACAUACAGCUUCAGAAAAACAAAGCUGCAACUGGAUGUGACAGCGCUGACACAGAAACCCGACAUCCACUUUGGGGAGCCCCUGCGCGCGGGGCGCCCCGCGAAGCUGGCCUGCCGCCUGCCGGGACUCUGCAAGGGGCACAGUCUCAGCUUCUCCUGGGCGGGGGAGGCUCUCGCCUCGAUGGACCUCAACAAACUCCGGUCCCCAGAGCUCACCCUCACCCCGAGGCCCCAGGACCACGGCUCCCUCCUCACCUGCCGGGUGGCGCCGCCUGGGCCGGGAGCCGGCACAGAGAGGACCGUCCGGCUCGACGUGGCCUACGCCCCGCAGACGGUCACCGUCAGCAUCGCCCACGGCAACGGCUCAGCCUUCAGGAACCCGCAAAACGCCUCCUCCGUGCCCGUCCCGGAGGGCCAGUCCCUGCACCUGGUCUGUGAGGCCCCCAGCAACCCCCCUGCCAGCCUGAGCUGGUUCCGGGAGGGGAGAGCCCUGAGCCCCUCGGGAUCCUCAGCCCCGGGCGUCCUGGAGCUGCCCCGCGUGGGGGCCGGGGCCGGAGGGGUGCUCACCUGCCUGGCCCAGCACCCCCUGGGCUCCCACCACGUCUCCUUCAGCCUCUCUGUGCAGAGGAGCCCCGGUGACUGCAGCUGUGACCCUGAGGAGCCGCGAGGCUCCUGGCCGCUGGUGCUCACCCUGAUCCGCGGGGCCCUCAUGGGGGCCGGCUUCCUCCUCACCUACGGCCUCACCUGGCUCUACUACACCAGGUGCGGGGGCACCUGA